This is a messenger RNA of Stegastes partitus (bicolor damselfish), 2355 nucleotides long. RefSeq lists its product as uncharacterized. The transcript has 7 exons. The record is from RefSeq and is a predicted model, not a curated record. NCBI's taxonomy places the organism in Eukaryota, Metazoa, Chordata, Actinopteri, Pomacentridae. The coding region runs from base 113 to 769 and encodes 218 amino acids.
AUUAGAUCAAGACGCCGUCAGAACCUGCAGGACCCCUGAUACCCGGACCAACACACAGAUACGAGGCCUUCAGGACACUCAGAACCGACCUGCUGCUCCCAGUUUGUCCAGGAUGUGGCUGUUUCUGAUGGUUGUGGCUCUGCUGGAUCACAGCUGGGCUGCUCCGUUACCAGGAAAACAUGGCGGCCUGCAGCUACUCCUUCAAGAUCAGGUCUACGUCACGUUUUCUACCACUCCUGCCGCGCCUCCACAGAAACAAUCAUCCUCCUCUUCGUCCUCUUCAUCGUCAGCCUCCUCCGAGUCAAGCCAGAGUUCAGAGGGUCCUCAACAACUGAGAGAACGACAGAACCUGGAGAACACGGCUGUGGAGCAGGUGGACUCCUCUCAGGAGAGCUCAGAGCGCCUCCAGACUCCCAGUAACACCAGCAGUCUGUGGCUCAAUGAACUGGUUCGACUGGGACAGAGAGUGUUUGAGAGAGAGGGAGACGCCGGAGACGAAGACGCUGGAGACGACAGUGUGGAGAGCAGACACAGGGCGCUGAUGCUGACCUAUCACCACCUCCUCAGCCGACUUCGUCAUAGGGAAACCGGAGCUGUAAGAGCUGUAGGCGGAGCUGCAGGAGAUGUGGGCGGAGCCAGAGAAGAGAAGCUGGACGGCCAGUUUCCUCGACUGUUAGUCAACAACAUAGAGGAAGGAGAUGGGCUGACCUUUGACCUGCCAGGUCUUGGUUCCCAUGGCGAUGAGGCGGAACUGGAGCUGGGGCUGUAGUGGAGGCCACGCCCCCUGUGUGACUGAUAGCUUAUCAAGUAAUCAAUUGUUUAAAUUUCUGUAAUUUGAGUAAUGAUCCGUAGAUUAUAUUGACUGUGUAGCGGAUCAUGUCACUGAAGUUUAUCGUCACGUGUGUUCACAACAUUUUACUCAGUUUAUGCACAAAACCAGAAAAAAACAGUCAACCACCAAACAUGGAAAACUGCAAACGCUUACAGCCCAACAGCGCCACCAAGUGGACAGUAAUUACAUUUAGGUAAAGUUUUUUCUGACACACUUUCUAAUACCAGCAUUACAAAGUUCUGUUCAAAUCAGCGUCGGUAUCUUCAGAAAGUCGAGGCGCUGAAGGAGACCAAUGAGUGAAGGCCACUCCCACCUGACGCUCUGCUGCUCUGCUGCCAGCAGGUCUGCUCUGAUCGGCUCCAGACUCACUUCUAUAAAUGCAGGUGUCCUUGAGGUCACCUGCUACUUUUCACUGAUUGGCUGACAAAAUUCUGGAGGUGUGACUUAUUGAUUCAUUAACCCUGAACUUCUUGGCAGAACUUAUGGAUGUUUCUGCAGCUUCAGGAUGAUUGUUUUUCACAACAGUGUCACCUGUAAAGUGAGCGAAACACAGCUUAAAGAUUAAUUCCACCAAAGGCAAACACAUUAAUAAUUAACUAAAUUGCACGACAGAUUGUUUGUUUAACACAUAAUCCUGGGUUGGUUUUGCAGUGCGCUACCAUUAGCUAAAACAUGACUGAAGAAUAUCAGAGCCAGUCAGUGUGGAAGCUAACGAUACAUUUGCUAGUAAACUGAGGACAUUCGGUACUCACACUGUGACACAUACUACUCCUACCUUCUUUGACCUACAGGGGGCGCUGUGCUAAAACAUCCUUUAACCUAACCACACUGAAGGUUUUAUACUUUACAGUGGCACAGUGUGGCUGAUUAGAAACUUCUGUAGUUGUUGGUACCUGAAGACAAACCUCUUCAGACAAGUCACAGCAGAACAGCGCCUCCAUGUGGUCAGUUAUUGAUUCUCAGCAUCUGAAGUGCUCCGUGGUAACAAAAGGUUGAGAGGACGAUAAGUGCAAAGCCCUGAAAUAUCCUCAGAAACAUCUGGUUCAUAUGGGAAGGAUUUGAAGUUUUUCAAGGUUCUGCUGUCAGACAAAAGACAAAAGAGUGAUUUACAUUUCAUUAUUAUUUAAAGUCUAAAACUAUUGUUGGUCAUAAAACAUGUAUUUAAUCACUAAUAUUUCAUCACCAUGACAUUUUUAGCACUCAAAUCUUCAUCUUGUGUGAAUUUCCAGUUGUGCAGUUUGAAAAAUGUAACUGGGUAACUUAAUAUGAAAAGUCACCUUAUCUACAUAAAAAUUAACCACAUUUAUUAAAUUAAGUGCAUGCAUGGCUUAGUAUUCAAUUAAGACCUGAAUAUAGAUUCAUCUUUAAAAAAAAAUCAGUUUGAUCAUCAAUAAUCUGAAAACAUGUUUAAUGUGUGUAAAAAUAGAAAUGCAAUAUAACAAUAAUUCACUUUUGAUUUAAUCCACGUGUUCAGUUUUACUUCUUGGUGUUGUUUGGUUUGAUUAAAGGCUGGUAUUUUGCUG